AGCGCCGGAAGUUAAAACAAUCCACUUGCUUUUGUUGCCACGUUCUCUGCAUUUCAAAUGUCUAAUUAAUUCAAAGUAUGACUUUCUUCCGUGGAACACAAAAGAACAUAUUCAGUCAUGUUCAGACAUCAGUCAUCAUUCACUUUCGUUCUAUGGAAAAAAAUGAAAGGUCACACAAGUUUGGAACAACUUAAGGGUUUGAUAUCAUGUCGAAGGUCCCUGUGGGUAAAGUACUGCUUCGAAAUGUCAUCAGACAUACAGAUGCCCAUAACAAGAUUCAAGAGGAGAGUGAGAUGUGGAAGCUGAGGGAUCUUGAACGACAAGCCUCAUCCACACAUUUCCCAAAGCACAGGGGCCGAAUGCAUUGUGACAGUCAUUUAGACUCUGAGGGGUCCACACAAGACAGACUUGGUGAAAGGUUGUCUGAGAGGGAUGAGGAGUCCAGAUACUGGACACGAAAACUUUAUGAAUUUGAAGCAAAAGAUCCUGACAGGUGGGGACAUAGUGGUUUUAAGGAACUUUAUCCAGAGGAGUUUCAGUCUGAUGGAGAGAAAGACUGCAGUGAUAGUAAACACAGAAGGAAAAAGCACAAGAACAAACUAGAUGCUGACGUGGAGAAGAAUGCCAAAAAAUCGUCUAAGAAGAAGAAAAAGAAAAAAGAGAAAAAGAGGAGGAGGAAUGUGGGAUCAGGCCCUGAGUCUGGCAGUGAUGCGGAGGACAGCGUGAGGAGGAAACAGAGGAGGAAGGGGGGCAAAAGGAAACGUAGAAAAAAGGAACACAAAAGCAAAGAGAGAACAGAGGACAGCAGCACGGAGGACAGCCAAUCAGACAGUGCGGCAGGAAAACGGACAAAAACACACAGAAAAAGAGAUGGCACUAAAACAGACACACUGAGCGAGCCUCAAAGGAAGAAGCGGAAAAACUGGAGAGUGGCAAACGAGGAGAGAUCAGAGGAGAGCUCUGACGCUUGAGUUUUAUUUUUAUCUACCUGACUAAGUUGACUGAUGUGUGUUUGGACACCCUUUUAAUUGCUAAAAGGGAAAGUUCACCCAAAAAUGAAAAUUCUGUCAUCAUUUAAUCACCUUCAUGUCAUUCCAAUCCAAACCCGUACAGCUUCCGUUUCUUCGUGGAACACGAAAACUGAUGUUAGGCAGAAUGUUAAGUGACAGUCUCAGUCACCAUUCAAUUCCAUAAAAAUAUGCAAUGGAAGUGAAUGGUUACUUAGGCUGUUAGUCUCUAACAUUCUGCCUAUAAUCUCCUUUUGUGUUCCACAGAAGAAAGGAAGUCAUACUGGUUUGGAACAACAUGUGGUUGAGUUAAAGGAAUGGUUUACCCAAAAAUUAAAAUCCUCAUGCCAUCCCAGAUGUGUAUGACUUUCUUACUUCUGCAGAACACAAAUUAAGAUUUUUAGAAGAAUAUCUCAGUGCUGUAGGUACUUACAAUGCAAGUGAAUAAAUACCAAAAUCCAUAAGCACACAAAGGCAUCAUAAAAGUAAUCCAUAUGAAUCCAGUGGUUAAAUUCAUAUCUUCAGAAGCAAUGUGAUAGGUGUGGGUGAGAAACAUUGUUUUUCAAUGUUUAAGUACUUUUUUUUUUUUAUUUUUUUUUUUUACUAGAAAUCUCCACUUUCACUUUCACAUUCUGUUGUUCUUGGCGAUUCGCAUUCUUUGUGCAUAUCGCCCCCUACUGAGUAGGGAGGAGAAUUUAUAGUAAAAAAAGAAAAGAAAAAGAACUUAAAAAUUUAUCUGCUUCUCACCCACAUCUAUACUUCUGAAGAUAUGGAUUUAACCACUUGAGUCGUAUGGAUUACAUUUAUGCUGCCUUUAUGUGCUUUUUGGAGCUUCAGAAUGUUGGUCACCAUUCAUUUGCAUUAUGAGGACCUAAAGAGCUGAAAUAU
Messenger RNA from Myxocyprinus asiaticus (Chinese sucker), 1895 nucleotides. It is a transcript of the gene nkapd1, whose product is annotated as NKAP domain containing 1. The coding region runs from base 207 to 971 and encodes 254 amino acids. Lineage: Eukaryota; Metazoa; Chordata; Actinopteri; Cypriniformes; Catostomidae. The record is from RefSeq and is a predicted model, not a curated record. The transcript is spliced from 7 exons.